Messenger RNA from Tripterygium wilfordii, 1489 nucleotides. RefSeq names its product calcium-binding protein 39-like. The transcript is spliced from 11 exons. Gene Ontology annotation, molecular function: protein serine/threonine kinase activator activity. The record is from RefSeq and is a predicted model, not a curated record. Gene Ontology annotation, biological process: intracellular signal transduction. NCBI's taxonomy places the organism in Eukaryota, Viridiplantae, Streptophyta, Magnoliopsida, Celastrales, Celastraceae. The coding region runs from base 233 to 1270 and encodes 345 amino acids.
CCAACCCAAACACACCAAACUCUUUUUCUUUUUUCUUUUUUUUUAAAAUCAAUGCAAGCACUGUGAUUGCAUGUUUAGGCGAUCUACAACAAGGAGAAGAAGAAAAGCAGAUUAGAGCUACGAUCAAACCCCUAGACCAGGAAGAGCACCUUGUCUACUGCUGCAGAUUUCCUCUCCUUUGUCGAGCAAUAGGGGAGAGGCACUAAGAGGAAGAAAAAGAGAGAAUUCGAUCAUGUCGUUCUCAUUCUUUAAGCCGUCGCGGCCCAAGACACCGCAGGAGGUGGCGAAGGCGAUCAAAGACAGCCUCGUCGCCCUCGAUACCAAAACCGUCGUCGAAGUUAAGGCCCUCGAAAAGGCUUUGGAAGAAGUAGAUAAGAAUUUUGCAACAAUGAGAUGCAUGCUAUGUGGAGACGGGGAAGUUGAACCUAACGUGGAACAAGUUUCACAGCUUGCGAUUGAAUUCUGUAAAGAGGAUGUUCUUGCUCUUUUGCUUCACAAGUUGCCCAUAUUGGGAUGGGAAGCAAGGAAGGAUUUAGUACACUGUUGGUCCAUAUUGUUGAAGCAAAUGGUUGGCUCUACACAUUGCUGUGUACAAUAUAUUGAGAACCAUCUUGAGUUACUAGACUUUCUUGUUGUUUGCUAUGAUAACAAGGAAAUUGCCUUGAAUUGUGGACAAAUGUUGCGGGAGUGCAUCAAAUUUCCAACACUUGCAAAAUACAUACUAGAGUCUGCAAGCUUUGAAUUGUUCUUCAAAUUCGUGGAGUUACCGAACUUUGACAUUGCUUCUGAUGCUUUCUCUACCUUUAAGGAUCUUCUUACUAAACAUAGUGAUGUGGUAUCUGCAUUUUUGGCUGCUCAUUAUGAAGAGUUCUUUGAUCUUUACGAAAAACUCAUGACAUCUUCGAAUUACGUGACAAGAAGGCAAUCUUUAAAGCUUCUCUCGGAAUUCCUUUUGGAGUCUCCAAAUUCCCAAGUAAUGAAGCGCUAUAUUUUAGAAGUUCGGUACAUGAAAGUCAUGAUGACAUUGCUGAAGGAUUCAAGGAAAAACAUUCAAAUAGCAUCUUUCCACAUUUUCAAGGUUUUUGUUGCUAAUCCUAAUAAGCCUCGCGAAAUAAAGGUUAUUUUGGCAAAAAAUCAUGAUAAGUUGCUACAAUUGCUUCAGAAUUUGUCUCUUGGGAAAGGUUCUGAUGAUGAACAAUUUGAAGAGGAGAAGGAACUUAUCAUGAAGGAGAUUGAAAGAUUAUCUCGCUUGCCUGAACUUGUGUCAUAGGUUUCUUCUCCAACUGCCUUUAUCCUUAAUAUUCUGAUCCUAAUCCUAAAGGUUAAUGCGUGUUAUUUAUACAUAGUGUUCUGCAAUCAUGGGUAACACUGAUGAAUUUCAAAAGCACUAAAACGGAGUGUAAGGUUGUGCUGUUGUAAUACUGUUCAUUUGUUUGAGUGAAAACGUAAGUUGUGUGCUGAGAAGAAUGCGUAGAUCGUUGGUUUUGUU